AUGAAGGAUGCCCUUGAAGCUUACGACGAGCUCCAAUGCAAGUACCGUGCAAAAAGAAAGCGCCAACAACAGAUCGUAACGCUUGAUAUGUCUAUUCGUGGUUCGUGUAUGGUGAAUGCAAACUUGCAGAGUGUUUGUGAGUCUGCAACAAAAACAAUCCUCCAAGCGGCUAAAGUUAUUUUUAGUUUUUCGUCCUAUGUCGAUGGUAAACUCAUGGCACGAUCAUCUGCUCAAUAUACGGCCCUAACCCAGUGGUCAGGUACAGAUGAGUAUCUACCUGAUGCUGAGAUUAUUGCUCAUUUGUUGGAUGAAGAUGAGACAACUGUACCUGCAAUCUUGUUUCGCUAUGACAAGCACACCAAUAUUGCCUUGUUGAAGGUUAAUUUAGACUUGUGUGCUAAGAUUCCUAGGUUUAGUAGUGACAUAAACUACGGUCAGGAGAUACUUGUGCUCGGUAGAGAUGAAUGUUUAAACCUGACAAUUGCUCAAGGAUGUGUUAAUUUCAUGGGCCCAACUACAUACGAACGUCAUCAUUAUCUAUUCACUGGUUGUGAGCCUAGCAUUGGAGGAAUGGUUAUUGAUUUUGAUGGACAUGUUUUGGGGAUGGCUAAUUUUCCCGGGACAGCAUAUAUUCCUUCCUCUAUUGUAUUAAAGUGCUUGGAUAUGUGGAAAAAAAUUCAGUAAG
Molecule: messenger RNA, 685 nt
Organism: Aegilops tauschii subsp. strangulata
Lineage: Eukaryota; Viridiplantae; Streptophyta; Magnoliopsida; Poales; Poaceae
Source: RefSeq, a predicted model, not a curated record